Molecule: messenger RNA, 120 nt
Organism: Paraglomus occultum
Lineage: Eukaryota; Fungi; Glomeromycota; Glomeromycetes; Paraglomerales; Paraglomeraceae
Source: the annotation of a GenBank genome assembly
GACGCUUUACGGUUGGAACGAUAAAUUGUGCAUUUGAAAAACGGUCACGUUACUUUUUACUUGACGCAGACUCUGUCCGGAAUGAUCCCACCACCGUAGCACAGAUCCCUGAGCACGAAG